Drosophila busckii is the source of this 1558-nucleotide messenger RNA. RefSeq names its product adenosine kinase (gene Adk3). The transcript is spliced from 3 exons. Gene Ontology annotation, cellular component: nucleus; cytosol. The coding region runs from base 309 to 1412 and encodes 367 amino acids. NCBI's taxonomy places the organism in Eukaryota, Metazoa, Arthropoda, Insecta, Diptera, Drosophilidae. The record is from RefSeq and is a predicted model, not a curated record. Gene Ontology annotation, biological process: purine ribonucleoside salvage. Gene Ontology annotation, molecular function: adenosine kinase activity.
AGCUCUGUGAUGUAACAACAAUAACAAACAACUCCAAGCAGAAAGCGUGAACUUGAAACUUUAUUACGUGGAGUGAUGGGGAAAAACAAGAACAUUAUACACAUGUAUACGCAUAUUUAUAUAAAUAUGUAUUGCUUGCUUAUGAACUCAGCGAUAAAAGGCCGACGAAAGCCGGCAGACCUUUUAGUUGGCUGCUGACUGACGGAAGUGACGCUACUAGCGCUACGGUAAUAAGUUUAAAUUGGAGCGAGCGUGGGGUUAAACUUGAAUCGAUUUACUGAUUCAUAUGGGAAUUUAAAAACAAAACAAUGGAAUACCUGCAAAAUGUCUAUGAGAAAAUCUUUGGAUCAGGCGAUACAGCAGAUGGCACGCCAGCUAACAACUACCACACAGCACGCAAGGUAGUUUGCUUUGGCAACGUGCUGCUCGACCGCAUUGUUAAGCUGGAGGAACCGGAGCUGCUACAGCGCUAUGAACUCGAACUGGGCUCCAAGGGCGAACUGGACUUGGCGAAAUUAAAUCACAUUGUUGGCGAAGCUGUCAAUAGCUCGAGCAACAGUUACUGCAGUCCAGGUGGCUCGGCCUUGAAUACAGUGCGAAUAUUGAAAAAGCUCGGUACAGAAGCGCAAUUUUUUGGCGCUAUUGGCAGUGAUGAGUGUGCCAAGGAACUGCGUAACAUUUGCCAGGAGCGUGGCAUUGAGGCCAGACUCCAGUGUAUCGAAAACGUGCCCACGGGUCAAUGCGUCUGCUUUAUGUACAACGAUACGCCUACACUGUAUGCCAACAUUGGCGCCUCUGCACAUUUCUGUGUGGAGCAACUGCAGCAUACAGCUUGCCAUGAUACUCAAAGCUUUCUUCGUCCCAUUGAGCGCAAACAGAUCAUCUACUUGGAAGGUUUCUUUGUGCCACAACGUCAACAGGUGUGCGAGUAUAUAUUACAAGAUUUGGUGCGAGAGCGUCGACAUUUGGCGGUGAAUCUUAGCGCUCCUUAUAUAGUGCGUCAACAUUCUUCCAUUAUGCUUCAACUGGCCCAACGUGCGCUCUUCGUGUUUGGCAAUCGUCAGGAGUUUGAGGAGUUUGCCACAACUGCCGGUUGCAAAAGCGUGGAGCAGCUCGCGCGACAGCUGCUCGAGAUGGGUACCGCCAAGAUUAUAGUCAUCACCAAUGGCGCUGACGGCGUGCAGUUGGCCACUAAUUUUGAGGCAGAGCUGGAACCGCCUGGUCAAAUACGUUUUGAGGAUUAUCGCGCUCAACGGCCCGAGCAGCUGGUGGAUGCCACGGGUGCAGGAGAUUCCUUUGUAGCGGGCUUUCUGCACGGUUGGCUAGAGAAACGAUCGCUGGGCGAGUGCGUGCGAUUAGCCAGCGAUGUAGCCGCCAAGGUCGUCAGCCAAGUGGGCUGCAAUCUGCCUUAACUUGAAUUUAACUCAAAUUUUAAAUCCCCACAUGACUUAUCUCAGCCAGUGUGCACACCAAAAUAGAAUUUAUCAUUUGCAAGCUUUAUAUAGUACACAUAAGAUUAUAAAAUAUUUGUAGUUCCUCGCUCUGAGCCACUGCACUU